Messenger RNA from Fusarium odoratissimum NRRL 54006, 4478 nucleotides. Its product is annotated as galactokinase. The transcript is spliced from 2 exons. Lineage: Eukaryota; Fungi; Ascomycota; Sordariomycetes; Hypocreales; Nectriaceae. Gene Ontology annotation, cellular component: cytosol; cytoplasm. The record is from RefSeq and is a predicted model, not a curated record. Gene Ontology annotation, biological process: galactose metabolic process; carbohydrate phosphorylation. The coding region runs from base 2135 to 3715 and encodes 526 amino acids. Gene Ontology annotation, molecular function: ATP binding; galactokinase activity.
UGACGAAAAAAAGGCCUGUAUUUAUUAUUUUCUGGUUUUCUAUGAAAGCGACCAAUAACGACCGUUUCAACGAAUCAUGAACAGUCUAUCGUGCUGCCAUUUUUCGCACCGAACCCGCUUUCUCGUUAAGGGCUGAACAGGAUGAGCAGACAGUGGGUGAUAGAGGGGCGACUAGAUUCAAGACAGCCUCGGUUACUCGCGUCCUCUCAUGAUCUCUCUCGUCCCUUGUAAUUCCUCCCAAAAAUUGUUGGCCAUUACGUGUUCUCGCUCAGGACCUUCUUUUUUCGCUUCGGGCAUGUACUCUUAUGGAUCGGCCACGUGGUGGUUGUUGAAGAACGACUGGUAACUGGUCAGACUUGUGAUCUUCUGAAGAGUUUUUUUUUCUCAACUUACUAUUGUCGCAGCUCUUGGGAGCUCAAAAUUCCUCCGGGUCUUGAAGCAUCGUCGCUUCUCAGUGACCCUUCACGACUCCAGUGUCUGGGACAUAGAUGGGCCGCGGGAGCUGUCCAGCCAAGGCGUACUACACCUCACGAUAGGCAAACUGCAUAGACUCGACGAUGAAUAGAGUGGCAUCAAAUCUCUCUACUCCCUUGUCCUCCGUCUUUCGCUCCCUAGCCACGUAUUUUCGCGUUCGCAGGCAAACCGACAUUGCCCAAAGGUCAUCGCGCUUCGCCUUGGUAGCAAUCAGAGGAGCCAUCCAGUCGAGGUAAGCCUUGAUACCAGAGCCGAUGGUAUCGGGGACGCGUAUGAGUCGUAUGAGUCCGACGACGUGGUGAUGAAGGCGUGGCGACUGCUUCACAGUGGCCUGGCUGUAGAUCCAAGGCUGGUACAGUCCUGGCGGUCCUUUGUACAUCUCAGGAGGGGUGAAGCGGAAGCUGUACCAUGUCCCAUCACCAAGCUCGCGGUGCCAGUAGACUCCCCAUUCGAAUUUCUCGGACCCUACAACAUGUUGUGAGGUUCCCUCUAAGCCUCGAAGAUGUACAACUUCGAUAUUGCUUGUGUCGACAUCGUAAAUAUGAGCAAUGGUAUGAGGUGGCUCCUCGGGAACGGAGAUCGUCAUGUACAGCGUGAAGGGCUGUAGCUGUUGGGUUGGGUAACUCAUCUUGAGGCCUUCUCUCGCUUCACCUCUGGUGUAGGAACCGCCGACGAUUUGCUAAAGUGAAGCUCAUGGGGAUGCUCAGGUGUGUUUGCAGGGUAAGUAAACUAACUCAGCACGGAAAGCCUUGAAUCCUGCUGAAGUUCACAGAGCACAAGCUCAGAUUGUCUAGGCACUGGCAGUCAGCUGUCUGUGAAUUUUUUGCAAAUAAAUGCCCAAACAACAGAUCAUGAUCAUGACCGUAUUCGUCACGCAUCAUUGUUUGCAUUCGUCUGUAGCGCAAGUUCGCUGCUAGUGUGACUUGAAGAAAUUGAGUUGAUUGAUACCCUGGACUUUGGCUGCUUCAAAAAUCUACGGUAUCGCGUGGUAAUAUUUCGGAGUUUUGUUCGUAUCAUGAGUUCUCGUGUCUCAAAAGGCCCCGGGCAUCGGCAUGAUGUACUCUCUAGCCCAAGCAACAUCCAUAAGAUGAGCUAUUAUAACGGACCGACCAUUUGACAACCGCACCUAUCUCUGCGCAAAGAGAAACGCCAACCCCACAGCAGAACCACUCCGUCUCGCAACUUAGCCGUUACGGCGCUCGCUAAAGCGCCGAGAACUUGACCACACGAUCAAUUGCGCUACACGUUCUGGGGAAGCUCUCAUGCUGUACGCCGAUAGGUGGGGAUAUAUUCGGGGGUUGUUGAGGGGUCAAAGAGAAGAUGUGAAAGUGUUUAAUGAGAAUUUUCAGCUCAGACUGUCCUUGAACACAAGUUUUUGACACAUUUUAGGAUCACGAAGCCUUUCACAUACAAGGCACCCGACCUUUGUGACAACUUUAAUAGCAAAACCACAGAAACUCAAUUGCGACAAUAGAAAUCUACGUCAUAUCAUCAACAGCUGGUCCACGAUCCCCCGAGGGGCAAUAGCGGGGCAUUUUAGCAACCUUGCAACGACAGCUUCUCACGCGAUAAAGCUUGCGACGAAUACAAAAACUCGUAAUUGUCGCUUCUGAAGCAAGAAAGCCAAUCGCAAACAUAUACUGUAUCAUACACUUUCAUCAUGACCGGUACCGUGCCCGUUGCCAACGCCUUGAGCGACAUCUAUCCUCCUGCGGCGCUCGCUGAGCAGGGUCCACGAUGGAAUAACCUUCUCAGCAAGUUUGAGUCUACCUACGGACAUGCUGCUUCUUUCGUCGCUCGCUCCCCUGGACGAGUUAACAUUAUUGGAGAGCACAUUGACUACUCUCUCUACUCGGUGCUGCCCAUGGCCAUUACUGCCGACACCCUUCUCGCCGUUUCCGCUACACCCGCCGCCCAGGAUGCCAAGUCCUUUCGCAUCCGCAUCGCCAACGUUGAGGAUGACAAGUUUGAGGCCGCUGACUUUGAGGUCCCCUUUGACGGGGAUGUUUCAAUCGACGCGACCAAGCUAGAAUGGACCAACUACUUCAAGAGUGGUCUAAAGGGUGUGCUGGACCUGUUGAGGAAGAAGUAUGGAAAGGAUUUCAAACCAUGCAGCAUGAAUCUGCUUAUGGAUGGCACUGUACCUGUUGGUGGAGGUCUUAGCUCAAGUGCUGCUGUGGUCAGCACGAGCUCACUAGCUAUCAUGUUGGCCAAUGGUGAGAAGACGGUGGACAAGACUGAGCUGACUGAGCUUGCCAUCGUGAACGAGCGUGCGGUAGGAGUUAACUCGGGAGGUAUGGAUCAAGCUGCCUCUGUCUUCUCUGAGAAGGGUGCCGCUACCUUCGUUUCAUUCAGUCCAAGCCUCAAGGCUAAGCCAGUUCACUUCCCUCCCACAAAUCCCGAAAUCACAUUCGUUAUCGUGCAGUCCUUUGUCACAUCAAACAAGCAGGUCACAGGCCCCAUCCACUACAACCUUCGUGUAGUCGAGUGUAGCAUUGCUGCAUCCUACCUCAACGCAGUUCUGAAUCCACCCGGCACACAACUCCCCGAGGAUGCAGGCCCCCUGGGCGUCAGUCUCGGAGGUUUCCAUGAAACUUUCUUUUACCACCAGAGCGGCUCAGAUUACUCCGCUGCCAAGACCCUGACCAAGGAGGAGGAGCUAGAGAAGUUGAUCGAGAUCACUGAGAAGACCCUGACACAGGAGGAGGGAUACACACGGGAGGAGGUAGCCAAGGCUCUGAACAUCACGGUCGAGGAUCUCGAGAAGCGUUUCAUGUCCAAGCUUCCAGUACGUGCCGAGCGCUUCAAGCUCCGCCAGCGAGCUCUGCAUGUGUUUAGGGAGGCACACCGGGUUCUUCGUUUCAUGAAGCUGCUCGAGAACCCUGUCCACACAGGAGCUACCGACACAACCAAGUUCAACAAAGAACUUGGUUCGCUGCUGAACGAAACCCAAGUAUCAUGCCGGGAUUUGUACGAGUGCAGCUGUCCCGAGCUUGACGAGAUCUGUGCUAUUUCCCUUCGGGAAGGAUCUUACGGAGCCCGUGUGACCGGUGCCGGUUGGGGAGGUUGCAGUGUGCACAUGGUGCCGGCGGAUAAGGUCGAGGCUGUGACACAGGCCCUUGAGCGGGAGUAUUUCUCCAAGAAGAACUUGACGGAGGAACAGAAGAAGGGGGCCGUUGUGGUGAGCCGGCCGGCAACCGGAAGUGCCAUCUACUAUGUCAAGGACGGCGUGAAGCCUUAAGGUGUAAUCUUAAGACGGAUAAAUAUGUAUAAGCAUAUUAGCAGUAAAUAGUGCAUCGAGGAACAAGAAGCAUAAAGUGAACGGCAGCAAAGGUCCGGUUGAUCAUACACAUGGUCAAGGAUUCAAGGGAAUUUUACAAAAUGUUGAAAUUGAAUGUCACUUGGGGGCCUUUUUGGGCACAUAUCCCACCUGAGGCCCGAUGGCUUGGUCAGUCCUUGUACGAGCAGAUCACCGAUGUGACGCGUCGUUCUAGCCUGGACAAUUAUUAUCCGUAAGUGGGAGUAAUACCCUAUUUGAGGAACUUAUGUGAGGCUCCGAAUAUGCUGAACAAGCCGGCAAGGCAAGGGAGAGAGUGCGAUGUCACGCUUUGAAUUGCCGGACGCGAUCACACGCAAAUGCCGAGAUGACAACGAAACCUUAAGGGGAUGAAGCAUAUUGCGCUUCCGGAAUGCACGGGUUUUGGUGACAAGAGGCAUCGUUGGACGGAAGAGGACACGCCAAAUUUCCGGUCAGGGGUGGUCUGUUUUUAGGCGUCUAGAAGAUGAAGAGUGGCGGCGUGGUAGUGGCGAUGAGGUUUAGGGACAGUAUUUAGAGUUUCCUCUAAUUAUUGGAAGGGUGACAACUUGGACGUUGCAGAAUGACAUGGUUAGAGGUGCUUGGGAAAAUCAAGAUCGACAGGGUCGCUUCGAGUCUAUGGUUCUGGAUACGAGCGAGAACAUUGAUGCCAUCGUGAUCCUUGCUUCUUGGUACCCGAUUCCCCGGG